GCAGCAAGUCCCAAAUACCCAAAAGCUUUCUUUAUUUAUUGGCCUUUCUCGUCCUCAGUCCUCUUCUCAUCCACCAAACCCUAAAGCUCUUCUCUCUUUCUCACUCAUAUAAUCAUGCAGAUCAACUCAAACUCCUUCAACUACACAUACUCCAGUGAGAGUGCCUGUUUGGAAGCCGAUGAUCAAGAAGAUGAAGAUUCUAUUAUCCUUUCUCUUGGCCCUCCAGGUCAACGUCACCUCUCCGAACUCCCCGUCUAUCAACCCUCCUCAAAUCAACUUGGCAACAAAAAACAAAACCCAAAUUCUAAAAGUGGUGUAACAGUAGCUCUGCAUAUCGGUCCACCAUCAGACACCGACAAUCAAGAUGACCCGAGCAACACUACUGAUACUGGUCAUCUAGUCGAAGGGCAUUAUUGGAUUCCUUCACCUGCACAAAUCCUUGUUGGCCCAACACAGUUCUCUUGCACUGUCUGCAACAAAACCUUCAAUAGAUACAAUAAUAUGCAGAUGCAUAUGUGGGGGCAUGGUUCACAGUACAGGAAGGGCCCGGAGUCAUUAAGGGGGACAAAAGCAGCUUCUUCUAUGCUCAGACUGCCAUGUUAUUGUUGUGCUGAGGGUUGCAAGAACAACAUAGAGCACCCAAGAUCGAGGCCAUUGAAGGAUUUUCGGACUCUACAGACACAUUACAAGCGAAAGCAUGGAACAAAGCCUUUUGGGUGUCGAAAAUGCGGCAAGCAUUUUGCUGUUAGAGGUGACUGGAGAACUCAUGAGAAAAAUUGUGGAAAGCUUUGGUUUUGCAUUUGUGGGUCUGAUUUUAAGCACAAGAGGUCACUUAAAGAUCAUGUUCAUGCCUUUGGAGAUGGACAUGCACCUCAUACCGCCGAAUCUUAUGAAGUUGGAGAAGAAGAUAACAUGGAUGAAGAUGAUGAUGAGGAAGAUGAAAAUGGUGGGUAUAGUAAUAAUAUUAGUCCUGGUUUGUUCUAACUAUGAAUAUAGAAUAAUUAAAUUAGAGAGUGGUUUAAUUAUGCUUAUGUUAUGUGAGAGACGGAGAGGGAGAGAGCGGAUGUAGACAAAGGAUACGGUGAAAGCUAGGGUUGUAUGUAUUUAAUGUUUGAAGUGCCAGUUAAAUUUAUCUAAUCAAGUAUCUCUUUGUUAUA
Mangifera indica (mango) is the source of this 1157-nucleotide messenger RNA. RefSeq names its product zinc finger protein WIP6-like. Gene Ontology annotation, biological process: anatomical structure development; regulation of gene expression. Gene Ontology annotation, molecular function: DNA-binding transcription factor activity. Lineage: Eukaryota; Viridiplantae; Streptophyta; Magnoliopsida; Sapindales; Anacardiaceae. Gene Ontology annotation, cellular component: nucleus. The record is from RefSeq and is a predicted model, not a curated record. The transcript is spliced from 2 exons. Bases 115 to 984 code for a protein of 289 amino acids.